UAUCAGUCGGACUAGCGUCCCAAUACUUUUGUUUGUAUUAUACAGUAUCUUUAUUCAUUCAUUCAUUUAGAUUCCAAAUGUCCUCGGUUAGAUCGGUGCUGUCGCUUUCCAAGCUGCUCCAGCCCUGGACAGGACUAAAGGGCAACACGGUCAACGUGAUAAGACCAGUUAUAUGCACCCGGAGAGAGAAGUCCUCAUACACUCCUCCUCCGGCAAAGUAUGGUGGCCGACACACGGUAACCAUGAUUCCUGGAGAUGGAAUCGGACCUGAACUUCUGAACCAUGUCCGAGAGCUUUUCAGGUUUUGUUGCGUCCCUGUGGAUUUUGAGGUGGUGAAGGUGGACUCGUCUGCUACUUCAGAGGAGGACAUCAGUAAUGCCGUCACAGCUAUUAGACGCAACGGAGUUGCACUGAAGGGUAACUUAGAGACCAAUCACAAACUUCCUCCCUCUCACAAAUCCAGGAACAAAUUAUUACGCACAUCUUUGGAUCUGUAUGCUAAUGUGAUGCACUGUCAGACUCUCCCUGGUGUCCUGACCCGCCACAAGGACAUAGACAUCAUUAUUAUCAGAGAGAAUACAGAGGGAGAGUACAGCAGCUUAGAGCAUGAGAAUGUUCCCGGAGUGGUGGAGUGUCUGAAGAUCAUCACCCGGAUGAACUCGUUGAGGAUCGCUGAGUAUGCCUUCAAACUGGCCAGAGAGAAAGGUCGCCGCAGGGUCACUGCUGUACAUAAAGCCAACAUCAUGAAGCUCGGUGAUGGACUUUUUCUGCAGUGCUGUAAGGAGGUGGCAGCAGGAUAUCCAGACAUUACUUUCGAUAGUAUGAUUGUAGAUAACACUACCAUGCAGCUGGUCUCCAAUCCUCAGCAGUUUGAUGUGAUGGUGAUGCCGAACCUCUACGGUAAUGUCGUGAGCAACGUGUGUGCUGGACUUGUUGGUGGCCCGGGUUUGGUCCCAGGGGCGAACUACGGCAAGGACUAUGCUGUUUUUGAAACUGCAACAAGAAACACUGGGAAAAGCAUUGCUAACAAGAACAUUGCAAACCCCACUGCUACCCUGCUGGCAAGCUGCCUGAUGCUGGAUCAUUUAAGGCUUCAUGAUUAUGCCAGUGUCAUUCGAAAAGCAGUCCUCAAAACACUGUCUGAGACUCAGUUACACACGGUGGAUCUGGGAGGUCAGGGCACAACAUCUGAGGUGGUGCAGGCCAUAAUGCAGGAGAUUCAAAAGACCAAACACCAUACGUCCAAACAUAUAUGAUCAACCUGUAAAUACCUCCCUGGCAGGAAGACAUCUUCAAUCAAUAAAUGACUUAACAGUGGGUAAAGCAUACAUGUUUAUGGUUUUGAAUGAAUAUGAACCAUGUGUGCAUGAUGCUUUACAGCUUUAAACUGUGACAUAAUGUUUAUUUAAAUGAGAAAAUGUGGAAAUAUGCAUUAAAAAUCUUAAUUCACUCA
Molecule: messenger RNA, 1453 nt
Organism: Trichomycterus rosablanca
Lineage: Eukaryota; Metazoa; Chordata; Actinopteri; Siluriformes; Trichomycteridae
Product: isocitrate dehydrogenase [NAD] subunit gamma, mitochondrial-like
Exons: 13
Coding region: 78-1256 (392 amino acids)
Biological process (GO): tricarboxylic acid cycle; isocitrate metabolic process
Cellular component (GO): mitochondrion
Molecular function (GO): NAD binding; magnesium ion binding; oxidoreductase activity, acting on the CH-OH group of donors, NAD or NADP as acceptor
Source: RefSeq, a predicted model, not a curated record